UACAGCUCGCCCAUCCGUGUAGUUGUUUUUCAUUCAAAUGGUAUAAAUAUAUCCUGAAGCUCGUAUUUUGCAAACAAGUUUAGUUUGUAAACAACCUGUGUCGUCAAAAGAUAUUUUUGAUCUGAGUGGACAUUUCUUACCUUGAAAUUUUCAGUAUAACUUAUAAACAUGUCUACUGCGGCGGCUUUGCGUGGUUUCUCAGCGUCUACUGACAAGAAUGUUCUAAAACAUUACAUGUCUUUGGACCAGCCCGAUGACAAGGUCAUGUGUGAAUACCUCUGGAUAGAUGGUACUGGAGAGGGAAUAAGAAGCAAGUGUCGAACACUAGACUUUGAGCCACAAAAACCGGAAGAUUGUCCGGUAUGGAACUAUGACGGUUCUAGUACAUAUCAAGCUGAAGGCUCGAACUCCGACAUGUACAUUUAUCCACGUGCAAUCUUCAGAGAUCCAUUCAGACGUGGAAAGAACAAACUCGUGCUUUGUGAGGUAUUCAAGUACAACAAUCAACCGGCAGACACAAACAACAGAAUGACCUGUGCUAAAGCUAUGGAAGCGGCGAAGGACUCCCAUCCCUGGUUUGGUAUAGAACAAGAAUAUACGCUUCUCGACUUUGAUGGCUAUCCGUUCGGAUGGCCAAAGAAUGGUUACCCAGGUCCUCAAGGUCCCUACUACUGCGGUGUGGGUGCUAACAAAGUCUACGGCCGUGAUAUUGUAGAAGCUCACUAUAGGGCUUGUCUGUACGCUGGCGUAAAGGUAGCUGGGUGUAACGCUGAAGUAAUGCCAGGGCAGUGGGAAUUUCAAGUGGGACCAUGUGAGGGCAUAGAGAUGGGUGAUCACCUAUGGAUAGGACGCUACCUGCUGUACAGAGUAGCCGAGGACUUCGGUGUUAACGCAACUUUAGAUCCGAAACCCAUGGAGGGGGAUUGGAAUGGGGCCGGGGCUCAUUGUAACUACAGUACAUUACCUAUGAGGCAGAGUGGAGGAAUUAAAGAAAUUGAAACCGCUAUUGAUAAGUUAUCGAAAAAUCACGUGAGACAUAUUCGGGCAUACGAUCCUAAAGAGGGCAAAGACAACGCGAGACGUCUCACGGGACUUCACGAGACUUCAAGUAUCCAUGACUUCUCUGCUGGAAUUGCAAACCGUGGUGCAAGUAUCCGAAUUCCCCGCCAGGUGGCUGAGGAAGGUCAUGGGUAUCUGGAGGACCGGCGUCCGUCUUCAAACUGCGAUCCUUACACUGUAACUGAAGUCAUUGUGCAGACGACAGUUUUGGAUAAAUAGAAUGAACGUUACUGAUAAACGAGUCUACCGCUAAACAAAUUAGAUGUAAAGAAGAGAUAUAGAAACUUAUAUAGAAACUUUUAUAUGAUAAUAAUAAUUAUAAUGAUAAUUCAGUUCGAGUUUGCGUAACCUUUCUUAAAGCAACAUAGCAUUUGUUAAAGCAACAUAGCCUUAAAGAAUGAUGUCUGAUUACAAAUAAAUUACGCAAAAGUC
Molecule: messenger RNA, 1491 nt
Organism: Mercenaria mercenaria
Lineage: Eukaryota; Metazoa; Mollusca; Bivalvia; Venerida; Veneridae
Product: glutamine synthetase-like
Exons: 7
Coding region: 169-1278 (369 amino acids)
Cellular component (GO): cytoplasm
Molecular function (GO): glutamine synthetase activity
Source: RefSeq, a predicted model, not a curated record